ACUCCAGCCGCUGAAAUGGAAGAAAAUGCCAACACCAGCCUGGAAGAUGACUUUGAAGGACAGGCAACACACACAGGGCCCAAAGGUGUGAUCAAUGACUGGAGGAAGUUUAAAUUAGAAAGUGAAGAUGGAGAGUCCUUAUCCUUGAGCAAGAAAGAAAUGCUCAGACAAAUGUCUUCACCACACAGAUCCUUCAGCAGAGAUGACAAAGACACCAGGGAGAGAUUCUGCCGUAAGAUGAGCAUGCAGGAGUACGAGCUGAUCCACACGCAGGAGGACGAGAGCUGCCUCCAGCAGUACCGCAAGCGCUGCAUGCAGGACAUGCACCAGAGGCUGAGCUUCGGGCCCAAGUUCGGCCACGUGUGCGAGCUGCAGAGCGGGGAGCAGUUCCUGGAGGCCGUGGAGAAGGAGCACAAAAGCACCACGGUGAUCGUGCACAUCUACGAGGACGGCGUGAAGGGCUGCGACGCCCUCAACAGCAGCCUGGCCUGCCUGGCCGCAGAGUACCCCACCGUCAAGUUCUGCAAGAUCAGGGCCUCCAGCACCGGCGCCGGCGACCGCUUCUCCAGCGAGGUGCUGCCCUCCCUGCUGGUCUACAAGGCCGGGGAGCUGCUCAGCAAUUUCAUCAGCGUCUCGGAACAGUUCAACGAGGAGUUCUUCGCCGUGGAUGUGGAGGCUUUCCUCAACGAGUACGGGCUGCUCCCGCUGCCCGCCCUGGGAAACGGCAACACGGAUGAGCAGGACGUUGAAUAG
Messenger RNA from Myiozetetes cayanensis, 753 nucleotides. RefSeq names its product phosducin (gene PDC). The record is from RefSeq and is a predicted model, not a curated record. Lineage: Eukaryota; Metazoa; Chordata; Aves; Passeriformes; Tyrannidae. Gene Ontology annotation, biological process: regulation of G protein-coupled receptor signaling pathway. The transcript is spliced from 3 exons. The coding region runs from base 16 to 753 and encodes 245 amino acids.